AUGAUACAGAAUGGUCAGGUGUCUUUAGAGCAGAUUGAGACAAAUUCUAUGAUUGCGGAUCUGCUUACAAAGGGUUUAACUCCUAAGAUUGUUGAGAAUAUUCAAGAUGCCACUUUUCUUGUGUGCCUGUACUCUAGCACAAAAGGUGUAGCAAUGAGGUUAGAGAGAGAGUUGGUGGGAGUAGAAGAACAGAAUUGGUCGAAGAUGAAGAGUUCUCUGAAGCAGAAGGUGCCAGAUGGAAUGAUUCUGGUGGAGGAUCUCAAGGAAAUCAAGAAGGAAGCAGAGGACAGCACAAGUAAAUGCUCCAAAUUAUGGGGCUUGUUGAUGCAGGAGAAAGGAAUAGAUCUUGGUGCAUGUUACAUCCUCAAGACUUCCAGGAUUUGCUCUGCUUUCGGGUUGUGCACCCACUUUUGCCUGAUUAGGGCACAGUGUCAUGGCGACGCAGCUGAAGUUCAGCUAAGAAAUUCAUGGCUCAACAUGGAUUUCUAA
Nymphaea colorata (pocket water lily) is the source of this 489-nucleotide messenger RNA. RefSeq lists its product as uncharacterized. The record is from RefSeq and is a predicted model, not a curated record. The coding region runs from base 1 to 489 and encodes 162 amino acids. NCBI's taxonomy places the organism in Eukaryota, Viridiplantae, Streptophyta, Magnoliopsida, Nymphaeales, Nymphaeaceae. The transcript is spliced from 2 exons.